Hylaeus volcanicus is the source of this 2915-nucleotide messenger RNA. RefSeq names its product ATP-dependent RNA helicase DHX33 (gene ath). Gene Ontology annotation, biological process: positive regulation of transcription by RNA polymerase I. Bases 391 to 2469 code for a protein of 692 amino acids. The transcript is spliced from 7 exons. The record is from RefSeq and is a predicted model, not a curated record. Gene Ontology annotation, molecular function: ATP binding; RNA binding. Lineage: Eukaryota; Metazoa; Arthropoda; Insecta; Hymenoptera; Colletidae. Gene Ontology annotation, cellular component: nucleolus; intracellular anatomical structure.
AAUUUAAAAAAUACGGUCGAUUUCACGGGCAAUGGUGUAAAUAAAAAUUUAUCAUCCGUUGCGCAACAAUCGUCUUGUUUAUUCGCUGUUUUUUUUUUUUUUAAGAGUUGAACAACAUAAAGAAAAAUAACGGCCGUAAACGCAUAAAAUAUUUCUUCCAUACUCGAAAAGGGAUAAACGAUGAAAGAUUUUAAAUGUAUCUGAAACUGAUAUGGCUCAAGUAUGGAAAAAUGGCCAACAAAUAAUAUAAAUUAGCGACACUAUGCCAUUGGCUGUUGUCUGCUCUUGUCAAGACGCUUAUUUGUACACAGGUGUAGUGUGCAACACGUGCGUGCUCGUGGACACAGUACCGUUGGUAAGUUCGCCGUUUGUGGUAGAAUUUUAGACGACAUGGGCGUCCACGACAACACAGAUUCGAAGUACAAUGUUAUAGGUACUUCCAGCUUUUCAAAAUUAGCACUGAAACGCCCUACUACCGUCGUGUUUAACGAGAGCCCCAGCAAAAUUCAAAAACACGAGGACAGUCAAAAUGUUCCGACAGAAAAUGUGGAUCGUGGUAACGUUAGCAUACAACAACAAAGGAAAUCUUUACCAGUCUACAGGCUUCGUAAGCGAUUGCUCGACGAGAUACGAAAGAACAGCACCCUUAUCAUCAUCGGCGAGACCGGUAGCGGUAAGACCACGCAGAUCCCUCAGUUACUUCUCACCUGCGGGAUAGCGGGUGCAUCCGGUUGCAUUGGUAUCACGCAACCACGAAGAGUGGCCGCGGUGAGCGUGGCCAGGAGGGUGGCCCAAGAGCAGGGCGUGGAAACGGGAAAAUUGGUCGGUUACUGCGUGCGUUUCGAGGACGUCACGUCCCCCCAAACGAGGAUCAAGUAUCUUACCGACGGUAUGAUGGUCCGCGAGGCGAUGUCCGACGAAAUCCUCUCGGACUAUUCGGUGGUGAUUCUCGACGAGGCCCACGAAAGAUCCGUCCAGACGGACGUGUUGCUCGGUGUGGCGAGACGAGCGCAGAAUCUGCGGAAGCUGAAGAACCUGCCGCCGUUGAAGUUGCUCGUGAUGUCGGCGACGAUGGACGUCGAUAAGUUCGCCAAGUAUUUUCAAGCACCGGCGGUGUACUUAGAGGGUCGUCAGCAUCCCGUGAAGAUUUAUCACGCCGUCAAGUCGCAAGAAGAUUACGCGUUCUCUGCCCUUGUUACCGCCUUCCAGAUUCACCGCGAUAAUCCUGCCAACGAGGAUAUUCUGGUGUUUUUAACCGGACAAGAAGAAAUAGAAGCUGCAGUAGCGAGUGCAAGACAAGUAGCUAAACAGCUGGAUGGACAGGGGUAUCCACCGUUAAAGGUUUUUCCAUUGUACUCGUCUUUGCCCACGCAUCAGCAAUUGGAAGCCUUCAAACCAUCCGUUCCAGGAAUGCGGAAACUCAUUUUAGCUACCAACGUGGCCGAGACGUCCGUUACUAUCGGUGGAAUUCGACAUGUGAUCGACACCGGAGUGGUCAAAGCGAGGACUCAUCAUCCGACGACAGGAUUGGAUGUGCUCAGGGUGGAAAAAGUCUCAAAGGCGCAGGCAUGGCAGAGGACGGGCAGAGCUGGCCGCGAAGCGCCUGGAAAAUGUUACAGAACCUACACGAAAGAAGAAUUCGAGAGGAUGAAGGAGAUGCCGGUGCCGGAGAUACAAAGGUGUUCCCUAGCGGGCGUGGCGCUUCAGUUGCUCGCCAUCGGGGUUGAUAUCACUACCUUUGAUUUUAUGGACAAACCGCCGAACGAAGCCGUAGACGCCGCGGUGACCUGCUUGGAGAACCUCGGGGCCAUUAAAGGUUCUCCGCCACAGCUGACUACACUCGGCAGAACGAUGUCCUUAUUCCCACUGGAUCCAAGGUUCACCAAGGUGAUCCUUGCGUCGGUGGAGCAUCAGUGCCUCGAGGAGGCGCUUACAGUCGUCGCAUUGUUGUCGGGAGAAUCCAUUUUCACCGAUCCACCUGCCAGAAGACAACAAGCUUACGUCGCCAGAUCAAGAUUCGCUUCACCCGAGGGAGACCACGUCACGAUGCUGAACGUUUUCCGCGCAUAUACGAGCACGAAGCAGAAGAAGGUCUGGUGUCACGAGAACUUUAUGCAUCAUAGACAUCUGGAGUACGGCGUCGAGGUGCGACAGCAGCUCGCCGCAUUGGCGAAACGCGCGAAUUUGGAGAAGACGAGCUGCGGGAAGAAUACGGAGCAACUUAGGAAGGCGCUGCUCGAAGGCCUGUACGAUAAUCUCGCGGAAUUGCAGAGGGAUCAAACCUACGUAACCGUGAGCUCGAAGCAGCCGGUAGCUAUACAUCCUUCCUCGGCGUUGCACGGUACCAAGCCACCGCUAAUAUUGUUCACGGAGGUCGUGGCUACUGGAAGAUGUUAUCUUCGCGGUUUGUCUCUCAUCGAACCUUCGUGGCUAACUGAAAAAGGACUCAAUACUGGGAAACACGACUAAGGAUGUCUUAGAUCCGCGACUGAAUGCUAUUGUAAAAACGGAAACCGCUUAUAACCCUGUCGUUCGUAUUUGGUUCGAUUGGGUUUGUGUAGCCUGUACAGUUCUUUAAUAAAAAUUUCUAUUGUCUCGUUGGGGAUAACGCCUGGUCUAUGGUCACAGUCACUCUUUUUGUUGCAAAACUUUCUUCUUUUGUUUUGUACUUGAGAAUCGUAAUCGUUGUUUCAGGUUCGGAAAGGUGCUUCGGUUAUUUAGAGGAAGUAUAAAUUUUACGAAAGAUCGGAAACGGAGAUAUGUGUGGAAUUCGGAGACAUUUUGGUUACGGUAGUCGUGAUUUAUUUUUAGUUUCGAGUUGUACGUUAUCGCGAUAUAAGUUGACGGGAUACUAUAGUCGAUGCAAACAUUUAUGUUACUUUAUGUACACCUUAUUAUACUAUUUAGUAUUCUUA